AUGGGUUUUGAUUCAGUUCCUUCAGGAAUUGCCGCUUCAAUAUUUUUGGCGUUAUACACAAUAUACUUUGCAUUUACACUUGCUAUAGUAAUUAAAAAGGGUAUUAAAAGUGUCUAUUCGAUGCUCUUACUUUUUGGAGUUUUCAGAGUGGUUGGACAAAUGAGUGCGGUUAUUUUCGCCAAGCUUGGGGCUAAACAUUGGCAAUGGCUCAUUGUGUACUUGGUUUUCAGCGCGGAAGGCUACUUUGUUUUGGUGCUUACAACGUUUAGGUUUCUCACUAUUGCCCAGAAAAGACGGCAUGGAACUUCGUGGAUUCGGCCCACCGAUGAAGAAAUGGCCAAAAGAAGGGCUGGAGUCACUUCGCUUUGGGGUCGGUACAAGACUUGCAGUCUUUCAAAGAACUUUCAUUCCGUUUUGAUCCCAGCAAAUGCGUUUCUCGUUGCUGGUGGUUCCAUGUUGGCAGGUAUUGACGUUAACCAAAUCGAUAAAGAGCACAACAAGAUCUCAGCAUCCAAGGGUCUUCGUACCGCAGGACAGGCGAUUUUCUUGGCGGAAACUUUUGUCACCGUAUGGUUACUUUUGUACUGCAUGAUUAAGGAAGACGUCAGAGACCAUACCACAUACUUGAUUGCAUUGGCUUCACCAUUUCUCAUUGUCAGAGGUGUAGCUGGAGUAUUGGCCAUCUACAUCAAGCAAAUGAACUACUACGACAUGAGAAACUACACUUCUGAAGGACUAUCACCGAAAUUUGUCGUUUACGAAUAUACCUUGACUGCGACAAUGGAAUUUGUUGCUGCCGCCAUUUUGAUUUCAAAUUACUACAUUGAAAGCUACCGCAUAAAGAGAGGUGCCGUGUACGACCGCGAGGAACAACAGGACCUCAAAGCAAAGAACUCGGCUGAUGAUACUGUUUCGUCGGAGUCAAAGUAG
Molecule: messenger RNA, 930 nt
Organism: Meyerozyma guilliermondii ATCC 6260
Lineage: Eukaryota; Fungi; Ascomycota; Pichiomycetes; Serinales; Debaryomycetaceae
Exons: 1
Coding region: 1-930 (309 amino acids)
Source: RefSeq, a predicted model, not a curated record